CGUUUGCCUGUAAAUUUCGUUCGUAUUCUAUUCGGAUCUCAUGACUCACCACCUUCUUCACACACUAUCUAAAACUCUGCAUAAAUGAGUACGUUUUGCAAUCAGGUAAGGCGGUUACAAAGUCGACAUUACGAGCCUUGAUUCUCGUGAUUCCUGGAUUCAGUCGCUCGUGAGCUCUUUUUUCAGCGAUAAGCAUAUCUACGAGACUUCGAAUCACAUGCUGCGCAAAACAUCAAGAGAGAGAGUCAUAUAUAUAUACAUGUUCAUCGUUGAGAGAAGGAUUUAGAUUUAAGUGAUUAUUGAAGAUUUGUAGUUGUUGUGGUGGUGAUGAAGAUGCCUGGAGGAAGUGGAAGAAGAGGAGAGGAAAGAAACAAAAAAGGAGAAGAGGAAGAGGAGUAUGAAGUGCAUGAUCUGAAAGAUCGAAUCGAGUCGUCGCAAGGAAGCCGUAUGAAUCUUCUGAAGAAAGAGCUUGGAUUGGAGCAUGAGGGUCGGAAGAUAUUCAGCAGAGAAAGUGUUGUCAAUGGCAUCAAAGACCUCUCCAAAGGCAUCCACAUCCAUCCUGAUAACAGUUGUCCCUAGCGGCUGAUUGUAUCGGACUAGAUUCGAAUAUGAAAGGACGCAGCUGUUAGUGGGACCUACAUGAUACAUGCCCUCCUGCUGCUGCUGAGUAAAGCUGUGAUGAGGUGGUAUCGGGCAUGGACGAAGUUCAUAUUGGUAUGGGCAGUGUAUUCAACAUUCUUCACACCCAUGGAGUUUGGGUUCUUCAGGGGAUUGCAGAGGAAACUUUUCUUAUUAGACAUAGCAGGUCAAGUAGUUUUCCUUGUCGACAUUGUCCUCCAAUUCUUUGUCGCCUACAGAGAUAGUCAGACCUACAACAUGAUCUAUAAGCGCACCCCAAUUGCUCUUCGGUACCUGAAAUCUACUUUUGUCUUUGAUCUUCUGGCUUGCAUGCCUUGGGACCUUAUCUACAAGGCUAGUGGACGUAAAGAAGAGGUAAGGUACCUUCUGUGGCUCAGGUUGAGUCGGGUUCGCAAGGUCACUGAAUUUUUUCAAAAGAUGGAGAAGGAUAUACGGAUCAAUUAUCUGUUUACCAGGAUUAUAAAGCUUAUUGCCGUUGAGCUAUAUUGUACACAUACUGCAGCCUGCAUCUUUUAUUAUUUGGCUACCACUCUGCCUGCAGAGCAAGAAGGGUACACAUGGAUUGGAAGUUUAAAAAUGGGUGACUGCAGUUAUUUGCACUUCAGACAGAUUGAUUUGUGGAAGCGGUACACAACAUCCCUGUAUUUUGCCAUUGUCACUAUGUCAACUGUCGGUUAUGGAGAUAUACAUGCAGUCAAUCUGAGGGAAAUGAUAUUUGUAAUGAUUUAUGUCUCUUUUGACAUGAUUAUUGGUGCUUAUUUGAUUGGUAACAUGACUGCAUUGAUUGUGAAAGGAUCGAAGACAGAAAGGUUUAGGGAUAAAAUGACAGAUCUCCUGAAAUAUAUGAAUAGAAAUAGACUUGGGAGGGACAUCCGUAAUCAGAUCAAAGGUCACUUGCGGUUACAGUAUGAAAGCAGCUAUUGUCAAGCUUCUGCUCUUCAGGAUCUUCCCAUCUCUAUUCGUGCUAAGAUUUCCCAAACUUUAUAUAAGCCAUACAUUGAAAAUGUCCCUCUAUUCAAAGGAUGCUCUUCAGAAUUCAUUAAUCAGAUUUCAACUCGAUGCUGUAUCCCUUUGGCCUCAAAUGCAGAAGUGCAUGUAAUCAGAGUCCUUGAGGAGUUUUUUCUCCCAGGAGAAGUGAUAAUGGAACAGGGAAAUGUGGUAGAUCAACUUUAUUUUGUAUGUCAUGGUAUGCUGGAGGAGGUUGGUAUAGGGGCAGAUGGAUCAGAAGAGACUGUUUCAAAGUUGGAACCCAACAGUUUAUUUGGUGAAAUUUCAAUACUUUGCAACAUACCCCAGCCUUAUACUGUUCGAGUUUGCGACCUAUGUAGGCUUCUGCGCCUUGAUAAACAAUCUUUCUCAAAUAUUCUUGACAUAUUUUUUCAUGAUGGGCGAAGAGUACUGAACAACCUUCUAGAGGAAAAAGAAUCAAAUGUUCGUGUAAAGCAACUGGAAUCUGAUAUCACAUUUCAUAUUGCAAAACAAGAAGCAGGACUUGCUUUGAGAGUUAAUAGUGCAGCUUAUCAUGGAGAUUUGCAUAAACUUAAAGAUUUGAUCCGAGCUGGAGCUGAUCCCAACAAGACAGAUUAUGACGGAAGAUCACCAUUGCAUCUUGCGGUAUCAAGAGGAUAUGAAGAUAUAACACUUUUUCUUAUUCAAUGUCGCGUAGACAUCAACAUCUCAGAUAAGUUUGGAAAUACACCAUUACUAGAAGCCCUCAAGAAUGGGCAUGAUAGAGUUGCUUCAAUACUUGUUAAAGAAGGGGCUGCAUUAAAGAUUGAGGAUGCUGGUAGUUUCUUAUGUAUGGCAGUUGUAAGGGGCGAUUCAGAUUUUCUCAAAAGGAUAUUGUCCAAUGGCGUUGAUCCAAACUCCAAAGACUAUGAUCACCGAACCCCACUUCAUGUGGCUGCCUCUGAAGGAUUAUAUUUGAUGGCAAAGUUGCUUUUGGGAGCUGGGGCUAGUGUCCUUUUAAAGGACAGAUGGGGAAAUACUCCACUUGAUGAUGCACAAAUGUGUGGAAACAAGAAUUUGAUCAAGCUACUGGAAGAUGCAAAAUCCACUCAACUGUCUCAGUUCCCCAGCUGCUCUCAAGAAAUAACAGAUAAAGUGCACAAGAGGAAAUGCACGGUGUUCCCUUUCCAUCCAUGGGAUCCCAAGGAGAAAGGGAAACAUGGAAUUGUGCUAUGGGUUCCACCAAAGAUCGAGGAGCUCAUCAAAACAGCAGCAGAGCAGCUAGACUUUGCAUGCAGUUUUUGUAUAUUAUUAUCGGAAGAUGCAGGUAAAAUUGUUGAUGUGGAUAUGAUUAGUGAUGGUCAGAAGCUGUACUUAAUCAGUCAAACACAUUAGAUAUGUUAUUGCCUUAGUUGCUUGGUUUUUCCUUUGUAUCAUAUUUGUACUUACUUUAAGCUAUGAAAAGUUCACCAAGCUAGCUCAUUUAGCGA
This is a messenger RNA of Camellia sinensis, 3077 nucleotides long. Lineage: Eukaryota; Viridiplantae; Streptophyta; Magnoliopsida; Ericales; Theaceae. The record is from RefSeq and is a predicted model, not a curated record.